AUGUCCGGCGUUUGGCUCUUCAACAAGAACGGCGUGGCUCGCCUCAUCCCGAACCCGACGCGGGAAUCCUUCGAGCGGAGGGAGCCGCACCACCCGGGCACCGCGACGGCCCCCGGCGCCCGCCCCCGGUUCCUGGUCUACGUCCCCGCCAACCACGUGAUCAGGUCCCACGCCGAGCUCGAGCGGCGGCUCGGCGAGCUCGGCUGGACCCGCUACCACGACGCGGCCGCCGCGAAGCCCGACCUGAUCCAAUUCCACAAGUCCGACCGCUCGGCCCACCUUAUCUCUCUCCCUAGAGACUUCGCCAACCUCAAGACCCUCCACAUGUAUGACAUCGUCGUCAAGAACCGAUCCUUCUUCGAAGUCCGUGACCCCGCGAAUGUCGAGCCAUCCGUUUAG
Molecule: messenger RNA, 399 nt
Organism: Eucalyptus grandis
Lineage: Eukaryota; Viridiplantae; Streptophyta; Magnoliopsida; Myrtales; Myrtaceae
Product: flowering-promoting factor 1-like protein 1
Exons: 1
Coding region: 1-399 (132 amino acids)
Biological process (GO): regulation of flower development
Source: RefSeq, a predicted model, not a curated record